CGUGUCGGUCCUGUAAUUGGUGGCGACAGGUCGACAGAGAAAUUGGAGGUUCGUAGGCUGGCGUCGCGGCCCAAACACAAGACUUUUUCUUUUCCGCCAUAAAUUUUAGAGAGAGAAAGCAUAUUUGUAGAGAGAGAGAGUAAUUGCGGGAGAAGAGGAGCGGUAGAGAGAGAGCGUUUCAGUGGAGAAUGAAUGAGAACUCCGCCUUCCCUACUUUCGCUGGCCAUUGACUCUGCCCUUCUUAACAUCUCCAACAUCUCCGAUCUCUCCUCCCUACCCGAACACAUCCUUCUCGAGCUCUUCCUGAGAACAUUGAGAGCUGGAAAACUGACUGAGAAGAUUUUGAAUCUGUUCAUAGCAACCGGAAAAGAUGAAGUUCUUUCACUAAUCGAGGCAAUGAAUAUCCAGCAUGUCAUCCUUCCUGUCCUUCCUACUAGUGAGUCAUAUUUGAAAAUAUCCUGGUUGUGAAAUUUGGAACAGCUAUUGUAUGACAAUGAGAAUGUCUCUUGACAGGAUGCUCUGAGAAAUUCUAAUUUUGAAGAGAGCGCGAAAGAUUGAACUCAAAAAGUAGCUAUUCUUGAGGCCUAACAACAAUUUGAUUUUGUAUCAACUCAUUGUAAUUCUGGGAAAAUGUCUCAAACAAGAGUGAACAACGAUGAUGUUGACAUUGUGAUCUGUGCACUUCAUUCUGAUCUCACAUCUUUCAUGAACGAAUGGAGACCAAUAUUCUCUCAAUUCCACCUUAUAAUUGUAAAAGACCCUGAUGUCAGAGAGGAACUCGAAUUACCAGAAGGCUUUAAUCUUGAUGUGUAUACCAAGUCUGACAUUGUCAAAGUUGUAGGCUCUUCUGCUGCUGUUCUCUUUUCUGGAUACUCGUGCAGGUACUUCGGCUACCUUGUUUCCCGGAAGAAAUAUGUUAUCUCAGUCGAUGAUGACUGCAUCCCAGCAAAGGAUGGUAAGGGCCUUGUAGUGGAUGCUGUGGUGCAGCAUAUUACCAACUUAAGUACUCCGGCAACUCCUUUCUUCUUCAACACACUUUAUGAUCCUUUCCGCAAAGGGGCAGAUUUUGUUCGUGGAUACCCAUUUAGCCUGCGGAGUGGGGUGACGUGUGCUCUGUCAUGUGGGCUCUGGCUUAAUUUAGCAGACUAUGAUGCUCCCACACAAGCUCUGAAGCAAGGUCAGAAGAAUUCUCGGUAUGUUGAUGCGGUUCUGACAGUUCCUACAAAGGCCUUGAUACCUGUGAGUGGAAUCAACAUUGCUUUUGAUAGAAACUUGUUGGGCCCUGCUUUGUUCCCAGGCUUGAGGUUGGCUGGUGAAGGAAAGGUAAGGUGGGAAACAAUUGAAGACAUAUGGUGCGGAAUGUGUGUCAAGGUGAUAUGCGAUCAUCUGGGCCUUGGUGUGAAAAGUGGCCUGCCUUAUGUUUGGAGAAAGGAAGGAGGUAAUGCAAUUGAUAGCUUGAAAAAAGAUUGGGAAGGAGUGAAGUUGAUGGAAGAAGCGGUUCCUUUCUUUCAGUCGGUGAGAUUGCCACGAACAGCAAUUACAGUAGAAGAUUGUGUAGUUGAGAUGGCUGCAAUUGUGAAAGAACAGCUGGGACAGGUGCAUCCUGUUUUUGCUCGUGCUGCUGAUUCUAUGGUGGAAUGGAUCAAGCUUUGGAAGAGAGUGGGUAAUGAAGCACCUUCCCCUGGAGUGUAAGAGAUUUUAGCCUAGUUAGUUUUUCCCCUUCUGAUUUUCGACAUUCCCCCUGCUGUGUUUUACUUUUGAAGGACCUCAAACUUUAUAUAACAAAUUGUUAUGAUUGUUUGUCUUGACAAUCUAAUGUAAAAUUUGAUUUAGUAAUUAUAUGAUGGGAAAUAUUGUUUGGA
Messenger RNA from Malania oleifera, 1862 nucleotides. RefSeq lists its product as uncharacterized. The transcript has 2 exons. NCBI's taxonomy places the organism in Eukaryota, Viridiplantae, Streptophyta, Magnoliopsida, Santalales, Ximeniaceae. Bases 193 to 468 code for a protein of 91 amino acids. The record is from RefSeq and is a predicted model, not a curated record.